Molecule: messenger RNA, 2009 nt
Organism: Argiope bruennichi
Lineage: Eukaryota; Metazoa; Arthropoda; Arachnida; Araneae; Araneidae
Product: protein HEXIM2-like
Exons: 3
Coding region: 111-860 (249 amino acids)
Biological process (GO): negative regulation of transcription by RNA polymerase II; negative regulation of cyclin-dependent protein serine/threonine kinase activity
Cellular component (GO): nucleus; cytoplasm; nucleoplasm
Molecular function (GO): 7SK snRNA binding; cyclin-dependent protein serine/threonine kinase inhibitor activity
Source: RefSeq, a predicted model, not a curated record
AUAACAAACUUCAUUAUCAAUAAAAGGUGAUUGCUCUCGACAGUUCGCGAUCAGUUUGCUUAGUUAGGGUUAGUGUUUGUAAGCGGUAAUUGUGUGGAAUCUUUUUCCAAAUGAGUGAGCAAAUGACAGAGCCUGGGAGUAGUACACCGUUAAAUGUAGAAGAAGCAGCUGUGAAAAAACAAGAAAUACCUUCUCAUCAUGAUUCCUCUGCCAUCGAAACGCGUACAAAUGCAGCUAACGGACUGAAACGUAAAAAAGGAAGACGCAAAUCUGGAACGAAAAAACACCGAGCAGGCAGAAACCAGAAGCGGAAAUAUAAACCUUACCACAGACUGUCUUUUGCUGAACGACAGAAGGUGGACGAGCGUAAUGCAAAGAGAAAUUUUCGAAAGCGCCAAUUUUUACGUUCUUGUGGUGUUUCUUUGGCGCCUCAAAACACAAAUCAGUUCCUGUUUGAUGACCGAGUUAUAAGAAAAUCGGAAGAAAUUGACAAUUCAGAUCCGAGUUCUCUGAGUGAGUAUGACGGCAGUAACUCGGAAGGUGAUGAUUUCAAUGUCAUGUGGCAUAGAGAAAAACGUCAAAGAUUUGAGAGAAUGACCCGUGAUGAACUUAUAGAGUGGUUUAUGAACCUGGAAGAUGAAAUAGUGGAAGCUGAGAAGAGGCUGGAAGAAAUCACCAAAAUCCGCAUCUAUCAGGAGGAAGUGAGAAAAUAUGAAACUGCCAAUGAAGAAUUAGCAAAUAUGAAUGCUAGACUUACAAAAAUGUUAGAAGACAUGACCUGCAAAGUUGAAAAAGAUAUAAAUAAGAAAGAUCAGCCCAUUGAAAAUGACUUAUCUGCAGAUAUUAAUACUGCAGAGUAACACAGCCUUUGAGCAUCUUCUCUUAUAAUCUACAUAAUUAUUUAAAAUCUGUAGUACUUCUGAUUGCAGAUCCAAUUGUGUAGACUGAUAAUUGUCAAAUGGUAUACAGACAAAUGUAUAAAUUUGAUACAGGGAAAAAAAUGCAAAAUAUGUAUGCCUCGUACAUAUUUAAACAAGUGAUAUUUUGAAGGAAAUAGCUCACAAGCAGAUAAAUUAUUAAAAUAUGUAAAUUACAUAUUUCAAAAUAUAUGAAUGAAAAGGCAUCCAUCAGUCUGAAGCAUUUAAAAAUAUAUAGAAUAUUCUUAACAGAGAAAAUUGAAUAUGUACAAGUACAAUCUAAUAAGAGAAACUGAAAAUCUGCUAAUGGGAAUGUAUGUUGGAAGAUCUGGAUAAAUAAUGCUACUGUUAUCCUGAUGGUACAACUAGAAUUAUAUAAGUUGAAAAGUAUAGCUUUGUACAGUUCUUCCAAUCAUCCAAGACCUUCUUGUAUUGAGGUACAGAUCAUAUCACAUUCAAUAUACCAUCACCAUUUGGGUUUAUAAUCUUGGAGAUGCUGUCAAAUUUUAAUGACAUAAAUUGAGGUUGCAGCUGUAAAAUAUCCUGAUUUAAGUUCUAGCUAUUGAAUAAUAUAAAUAGAAGUUUGUUGUGCUGUAUUUAAGCUGUAUGAAAAAAUUAAUGAGUAUAUAAAUAGUAAUCUAAGAAACAGAAGGAUAUCUUAUAUAUUAAGUAAAUACAGAUAGCUUGUUUUUGUGAGAAAUUUUUAAAUAAUUACCUUUAUUGAUCAUUGCAAAUAAACAUAUCAAGUGUUCUAUUGUGCAUGUUUUUUUCAAUUGAUAUAUAACUUUUAAAUUGCAUAUUACUUCUAAGAUUGCAAGUUUUGAAGCAUGUACCAUUUGUAGUCUUAUUUCUCGCAUUAUAUCCAUGUACAGUAAAAUUUAUUACUAUAUUUUAGACACGUAAAGAUUAAAAUUUUUAUUUCGCUUUUUUUCAUUUCUUACAGUAACUAAAUGAAAUGCCCUCAUUUUUUAUGUGGAAGGGAAAAUUUUAAUAAGAUAAUAAAAGCUUUUACUUCAAUUAAUUAUGUACAAAAAUAGUUUUUUUAACACUUUCUUUAAAUAUAAUACCAAUAUUAAUAAUGAACAAAUUUAC